GACAAAGUUAAACAAUGUGCGAAAUUACGGCUCAGUGGACCCGGCGUUUCCAAACCACGGGUGUAAAAUAUCCCGGCACUAUCAGUACAUACUUGAGGAUUUUUGCUGUGCAUUUCCACAUUAAAGCACUAUUAGCUAAAUAGAGCGGACGAGUGUAAUUGUUUAAACAUCUCGAAGUAGCUUUUUAAAGAAAAUGCAUCUUCCACUGUGGAUUGAUAAAUAUAGGGCCAUAGCCUUGUUUAAAGUAACAUUAAUAAUUAAGUGGAAAUGAGUGGCACGCCGUAUAGUUCGCAGGAGUGCGGUUCACAUCAGGAGCGCCGUGGCUCGCGCUGCGCACUCUCCAUGCACAAGCCGCAUGUGCGCGUUCGCGUCGAGAUACCGGCUGGAGCCGGUAUAAAAAAGAGAAUCCGAAAGACACAUCAUCUCGUUCACUUGCAGUAGCCUGGGCGGCGGUGGGGCGGACGCUGUGUCCUAAAUGUCAUUUUUUGAAUUGUCAGCGUAACAGAAAUGCAAUAAUUUAGGUAGCAGUUCCUCAGGGAACCUCACCGAUACCGCUAGAAACUGAAACAGUUUAGCGCAGAAGAGAGAUGAGCUCAGUGAACGCGUGGCCGGGCGCAUAGUUAAAGAACGGAAGGUUUCUUUUCCCAUCAUUUUUAUUUUGUUUUAUUCACUUCAGCUGGACUGACCAACCUUCCAAAGCUGUCUGUCCCGAUUCUUUCAGUGUGGCCCGUGGAACAUCUCAGCCAACCAUGAAAGCAUGGAGAUCGAGGGUGACGGGCUGCCUGGGGCCCAACGUGUACCCCCAGGAGCCAGAUGGGGGCUGGGGCUGGGUGGUGGCCGGGGCCUUCUUCUUCGUGGAAGCCUUCACCUACGGUUUCAUCAAGAGCUUCGGCGUCUUCCUGCCCGACCUCAUUAGAGACUUCGGCGAGAGCAACAGCCGCGUGUCCUGGACCAUCUCCAUCUGCGUGUUCGUCAUGACCUUCACAGCUCCCCUCUCCUCAAUGCUGACUGGCCGGUUUGGCUAUCGGCUCGUCGUCAUUGCCGGAGGUGUCCUUACCUGCCUGGGCACCGUAGCGACUGCCUUCACUAGCUCCAUCAACCAGAUGUAUGCCACCAUGGGCAUAUCAGGCCUUGGCUACUGCCUCACCUUCCUGCCGACCGUCACCAUCCUAUCGCUGUACUUCAACCGCCGGCGAUCGCUCGUCACCGCCGUCGCUUCCACAGGGGAAUCCUUUUCCAUAUUUGCGCUCGCUCCAGCUUUUGCGGCCUUGAAGGAGCACCUGGGAUGGCGCUACUGCCUCCUGCUGGCCGGGCUGCUGCAGUCCAGUCUUGUGGUGUGUGGGGUCCUGCUAAGGCCCAUCGUGUUGAAGCCAGAGCGCGCAGAGGGGCCCGGCCCCGAGGGGCCCGGCCCUGAGGAGCCCCUGACGGGGCCGCUGGAGAACACCUUCGCCCUGGAGAACGAGCUCACCUGCACGUCCAUCAGCUCUGGGGACUCGGGCCUCCAGUCCAUGUCUGCCUCCUGUCCCGUGCUAGCCGUGGAGGAGAAGUUCCCCCCCAUAGCGGAGGAGGUCCCUCUGAAGCGGGCCGAGGGCCUGCAGGGGGCGCCGGUGUCGGCACGGCCGCGGCUGCUGGACUUCUCCACGCUGCAGGACGGCGGCUUCCUGUGCUACGCAGCCUUCGGCCUUUUCGCCACGCUGGGCUUCUUCGCGCCUCAGCUGUACGUGAUCCCGCUGGGGGUGAGCCGGGGCGUAGCCACGGAGCACACCCCCGUCCUGCUGUCCACCAUGGCGGUGGCGGAGGUGCUGGGCCGGCUCUGCGUGGGCGUCCUGCUGGGCCGGCUGCCCGUGCGCAAGCUCUACGCCCUGGGGGUCUGCGUGGCGGCGCUGGCUCUGGUGCUGGCCGCCUUCCCCAGCGCCGCCGGCUUCUGGGGCCUGAGCACCUGCUGCGCUCUCUUCGGCUUCCUGCUCGGCACCGUGUGCUCCACCCACAUCCCCAUGCUGGCCGAGGACGACGUGGUGGGCGUGGAGCGCAUGCCCGCGGCCGUCGGCGUCUACGUCUUCAUACAAAGCUUCGCCGGGCUGGCGGGCCCGCCUCUGGGAGGGUUCCUGGUGGACCUCACGCAGAACUACGGCUCGGCCUUCUACUCGUGUGCUGCCGGCAUGGCGCUGGGAGCGGUCUUCCUGGGGUGCGUAUUGCCUGCCAGGAGGGCCGCCUGCCUACCGGGGCCCCCCCGGGCCGGAGACACGCCCAGCAAGGACGCGGCCCUCCAGGACGCACCUGUGGACUUCGUGGAGCUGGACCUGGCGCCGGACGCCAGCCCAGCCGAGCUGGAGACGAGCCAGAUCGGAACCUGGGGGGAGGGGGGGUGUCUUAAUACCUCAGGGGCGGACGCUGGUUCCCGAGAACAAAUGAGAACAAAUGAGAACGUGCGAUGCUGAACACUGUAGCACGGAGACUAUGCACACAGGUCAGCUGACUGCACGUGACGCCAGCAUCAGACUAUGAACCAAAGACCCACCCGGUGGCGCAGACGUCUUCUGCCGGACUGUGGGAGGUCUGUUCAUGUAGAGCAGACCAACACCACCUCUUUCAUUCCAUGCUGCUGCUCCGAGCUGAAAUCUGACCACCUUAAACCCUUAUUACUACUUUAUGAUUAGUUUUUUAUUGUCUUUUAAAUAACGUGACAGUGUUUACAGAGAACAGACAAACCUAUUUUAUAUCGUAGCCUGCAAGUGCAGCGGAAACGGUGGAUUGCAGAGUAAAGCUCACAGUUUGAUCCCAGCAUUCUGUACAGUCAUGAAUGCAGUUAUUUUUGUCAUCCUGAGUAGUCUUGAAUGAUUUGGGGUUUUUCUUUUUUUGGUGUGUCUGUACAUGUAUUUAAGCGUCUCUGGGGGGGGCACCUUCCACGUGAUGAUAUCCGUGCUCUUGAUAUCAGCAGUUAAAGGCAGGGUGGGGGGUAGUUUUUCCAGUCCGUUUGCAGACAAGUCGUUUUUCUCACCCGUUUUUCUGUUUACAAACAGUGAGCUACGGUGCCCUGAUUUCCAUGUGGGCAAUAGCCACGGUCUACUUGUGGUUCCUCAGCUCUCUGAGGUCGCUGAGAACAACCUUCAGAUGCUGGAGCUUUGCAGUCACGAGGUGUUGCUACAGUAGAUGGGCCCCGUUUCAUCUGCGGGGGCACAGGUGUCUUCGCAGGAAACCAGUCGGCUGGCCAUGUUCACCAUAGGGACGGGGUUACAUGUAGGGGCCUGCGGGGGCGGGU
Messenger RNA from Paramormyrops kingsleyae, 3259 nucleotides. It is a transcript of the gene slc16a6b, whose product is annotated as solute carrier family 16 member 6b. Lineage: Eukaryota; Metazoa; Chordata; Actinopteri; Osteoglossiformes; Mormyridae. Gene Ontology annotation, biological process: transmembrane transport; monocarboxylic acid transport. Gene Ontology annotation, molecular function: monocarboxylic acid transmembrane transporter activity. The record is from RefSeq and is a predicted model, not a curated record.